Molecule: messenger RNA, 1488 nt
Organism: Penicillium macrosclerotiorum
Lineage: Eukaryota; Fungi; Ascomycota; Eurotiomycetes; Eurotiales; Aspergillaceae
Product: misato family protein
Exons: 5
Coding region: 1-1488 (495 amino acids)
Biological process (GO): mitochondrion distribution
Cellular component (GO): cytoplasm
Source: RefSeq, a predicted model, not a curated record
AUGCAUGAGAUUGUCACACUCCAGUUGGGGCAGAGGGCCAACUACCUGGCGACACAUUUCUGGAAUCUCCAGGAAUCUUACUUCACAUAUAAUGAGGGUGAAGAGUCGCUACUUGAUCAUGACGUCCAUUUCCGACCUGGAGUUGGGGCAGAUGGGUCGGAGACAUACACCCCUCGAGCUGUGGUCUAUGAUCUUAAAGGUGGAUUUGGAACCUUGCGCAAGUACAAUGCGCUUUAUGAGCUGAGUGAGGAUGCGGUAGCAGGCCAGGGUCUUUGGGAUGGUCUCGAGGUUGUACAAAAGCAAGCGCCUAUUCCACAAAGCGACUACCAAAAAAGCUUAGAUCAAGGUACUGAGGCCCCGCAACUCACAUCAGAAACGGUGCGGUACUGGUCCGACUACAACCGGGUGUUUUACCACCCGCGGUCUAUUGUCCAGCUCAACGAGUAUGAACUGAACUCGCAGAUGAUGCCCUUUGAGGACUGGGAUGCUGGCGAGGAACUCUUCAAUGACCUUGAUAAAGAACAUGACCUUCUGGACCGAGAUAUGAGACCAUUCGCGGAAGAAUGCGAUCAGCUGCGGGCAGUACAGCUGUUCACUGGAUCCGACGAUGCCUGGGGUGGGUUUGCCGCUCGGUAUAUCGAUAGAUUGCGAGAUGAGUAUGGAAAGAAGAGCAUUUGGGUUUGGGCCCUUGAAGAUGGUUCAAGAGUUCAGCGGCAUCAUCAAUUCAAACGAGAUGUCAACAAAGCCAGAUCUCUCUACUCGAUAUCUUCUCAGUCCAAUCUUUACGUUCCGCUCAUUGAUAUCCCACAGAGGAUUCCCAGCUAUCUCAAUGUGGACCGCUACUCAGAGUGGCAAAAAACAGCUUUGUUGAGCUCGGCAGUCGAAACCAUCACUCUGCCAUCCAGAAUUCGAUCCCAUGAUGACUUUGAAGCAUCGUUGGCUGGAGAUGAUGGCAGACACAAUAUCUUUGAAUUGCAGGCGACUAUCAACCCUGAGGCCGGCAGUGAUAAUGCACCGUCAUGUAAGGAAGACGGGCAGCCCAAAGCUCAAACUCAGUUUGACAUUGACUUUACCUACGAUGGCGAGAGUAAGAACGCAACUAUUUUCAACCAAGUCCAGGUAAUGCGAGGUUGCGAGCCUACUCAACCUUCUCAGUCCUCUGAGGGUGACAUUGGGCAUCUACGUAAGCUGCGACUGUAUAACUCGGAGCCAAUGCUCUGGAGCUACCAAAGCCCAUUGCCCCUACCCAUCCUUGACAGUUUCCCGCACGGCAUGUAUGCCGCCUCCUCAUCCACUGCUGACGGAGUGAGCGUCUUUACCGCAUUGACCGCUUCGACCCGGACUGCCGAGCGAGUCAAGAAGAUUCAGGCCUCCGCCGCGCGUAUGGUGUCGAUGGACGAACGAGAGGCACUGGUCAAUGGGCUGGGUGAAAUCAGGGAAUGCUAUGAGACCGGAUGGAGCAGUGGCACCGACGAUGACGAUGAUUGA